AUGGGGGACUUCACAAUUAACAUUACCAAGGAGCUCGUAGAUCGGCUUGCUGGUUCUGACGAGAAAGUAAAGAAGAGAACAGUAAGGAAACCGAAACCAAAGGUAUCAAAACAGCCUCGCUCGCCGCCUCAACCAAAGGAGAGCGAGAAGCAGCUGCAGCCACCGGCUUCUUCCGGAUGGCCGGUUUUCUUGCCGGUUCAACCACCUGUCAAGCCUGCAAGUGCUGAACUGGAUGCAAUUCGAUCUGUGGUUUCAGAGAGUGAGAAGGUUCUUGAGAAGUUGCAGAAGCAGGAGGAACGCAUGGUGCAAGAAGUAACUGAAAGAGCCAAAGAUCUGCACGGCAAGGAAUUCAAGCUCCCGUACCAGAAGCCAAUGCCAUGCAUGCCCGACUAUGAAGCUUGCAGGGCGUGCUACAAGGAGCAUAUUAACGAUAUCCUCAAGUGCAGCCCUCUGACCAAGAGUUACUAUGAAUGCGUCCAGAGAGUAAAGCAGCAAGCAGGAUCUGGAGAUAAGUGA
Molecule: messenger RNA, 516 nt
Organism: Linum tenue
Lineage: Eukaryota; Viridiplantae; Streptophyta; Magnoliopsida; Malpighiales; Linaceae
Source: the annotation of a GenBank genome assembly